Molecule: messenger RNA, 4368 nt
Organism: Mandrillus leucophaeus (drill)
Lineage: Eukaryota; Metazoa; Chordata; Mammalia; Primates; Cercopithecidae
Gene: SLC17A6
Product: solute carrier family 17 (vesicular glutamate transporter), member 6
Exons: 12
Coding region: 866-2614 (582 amino acids)
Biological process (GO): neurotransmitter loading into synaptic vesicle; transmembrane transport; synaptic transmission, glutamatergic
Cellular component (GO): synaptic vesicle membrane; excitatory synapse
Molecular function (GO): neurotransmitter transmembrane transporter activity; L-glutamate transmembrane transporter activity
Source: RefSeq, a predicted model, not a curated record
CUUGGUCAGGGCGAUCCGCCCAGCUCCCCUGGAAAGUUGGCAACCUAGCUAGCCAAAAGAAGCAUCCCCUUUUCCUGAAACUUACUCUGUCCGUGGUGCUGAACCAUUGUACUGAGACCCGCCCAGACGGGCGCUGUUAACCGCUGAAAAAAGAUAUUCCCUGACGCUGCCCAAAUCAGAACGGUGUAUCUUUUAUUUACUCACGUCCUCAAAGAGCAGCAAGCCUUCUCCAUCUUAAUUUGACUCUACCGCAGAGCAGAGUUACGCUGGCGUGAUGGGAGGAGAUCAUGGGCAGAGAGGAAAAACUAAUAGCAGCAUUGCUCACCUGAGACCUGAGAUGCUCCCAUGAGUUUUGAAUAUGCUCUGUUCCUUACGGCAAAGACACCAUUUUUAAAAGUACUAUUCUUUUGACUUUGUUGUUACCCAAGGGUUCUGUGACAUUCCGGCCCCUCCGUUUAAAAACCAGCAGAUUUGAGAGCAGUAAAUCUUCAAAACGGGGAAUUUACAUUGUUUUUCAGCUGACCGACUUCCAGGACAAGGACUCAACCGCAUCUACCCAAAUACCAUGGUACUGCUUGCGCCCUUUGCCACCGGAUCCUCCCCUUCCAAUGAGACUUUCUGAUUGUGUCUACCAACUCUCCUAUUAGGAAACCCGUGGGUUGCAUGCAGCUAUUCUGUUGUAUUCUCAUUCUCACUCUCCCUCCCUUCUCUCACUCUCACUCUUGCUGGAGGCAAGCCACUACCAUUCUGCUGAGAAGGAAAAACCAACAACUACUUUAAGAGAUUAAGACAAUAUGCGCAAUCCUCGCCGUUUUUAGCAAUCACUAUUUAAAUCUGGCAAGAACCGACAACAGUCUUUGCAAGAAUGGAAUCAGUAAAACAAAGGAUUUUGGCCCCAGGAAAAGAGGGGCUAAAGAAUAUUGCUGGAAAAUCCCUCGGCCAGAUCUACAGGGUGCUGGAGAAGAAGCAAGACACCAGGGAGACGAUCGAGCUGACGGAAGAUGGGAAACCCCUAGAGGUGCCCGAGAGGAAGGCGCCGCUGUGCGACUGCACAUGCUUCGGCCUGCCGCGCCGCUACAUUAUCGCCAUCAUGAGCGGCCUGGGCUUCUGCAUCUCCUUCGGCAUCCGCUGCAACCUGGGCGUGGCCAUUGUGGACAUGGUCAACAACAGCACCAUCCACCGCGGGGGCAAGGUCAUCAAGGAGAAAGCCAAAUUCAACUGGGACCCGGAAACCGUGGGGAUGAUCCACGGUUCCUUCUUUUGGGGCUACAUCAUCACCCAGAUUCCGGGAGGCUACAUCGCGUCUCGACUGGCAGCCAACAGGGUUUUUGGAGCUGCCAUACUUCUUACCUCUACCCUGAAUAUGCUAAUUCCAUCAGCAGCCAGAGUGCAUUAUGGAUGUGUCAUCUUUGUUAGAAUACUGCAGGGACUUGUUGAGGGUGUUACCUACCCAGCAUGUCAUGGGAUAUGGAGCAAAUGGGCCCCACCUCUAGAGAGGAGUAGGCUGGCAACCACUUCUUUCUGUGGUUCCUAUGCCGGCGCUGUGAUUGCAAUGCCUUUAGCUGGCAUUCUUGUGCAGUACACUGGCUGGUCUUCAGUGUUUUAUGUCUAUGGAAGCUUUGGAAUGGUCUGGUACAUGUUUUGGCUUUUGGUGUCUUAUGAAAGUCCUGCAAAGCAUCCUACUAUUACAGAUGAAGAACGUAGGUACAUAGAAGAAAGCAUUGGAGAGAGUGCAAAUCUUUUAGGUGCAAUGGAAAAAUUCAAGACUCCAUGGAGGAAGUUUUUUACAUCCAUGCCAGUCUAUGCAAUAAUUGUUGCAAACUUCUGCAGAAGCUGGACUUUUUAUUUAUUGCUUAUUAGUCAGCCAGCAUAUUUUGAGGAAGUCUUUGGAUUUGAAAUUAGCAAGGUUGGCAUGCUAUCUGCUGUGCCACACUUAGUAAUGACAAUUAUUGUGCCUAUUGGGGGGCAAAUUGCAGAUUUUCUAAGAAGCAAGCAGAUUCUUUCAACUACAACAGUGAGAAAGAUCAUGAAUUGUGGUGGUUUUGGCAUGGAAGCCACACUACUCUUGGUUGUUGGCUAUUCUCAUACUAGAGGGGUAGCAAUCUCAUUCUUGGUACUUGCAGUGGGAUUCAGUGGAUUUGCUAUAUCUGGUUUCAAUGUUAACCACUUGGAUAUUGCUCCAAGAUAUGCCAGUAUCUUAAUGGGCAUUUCGAAUGGUGUUGGCACAUUGUCAGGAAUGGUUUGUCCUAUCAUUGUUGGUGCAAUGACAAAGAAUAAGUCACGUGAAGAGUGGCAGUAUGUCUUCCUGAUCGCUGCCCUAGUCCACUAUGGUGGAGUUAUAUUUUAUGCAAUAUUUGCCUCAGGAGAGAAACAACCCUGGGCAGACCCUGAGGAAACAAGUGAAGAAAAAUGUGGAUUUAUUCAUGAAGAUGAACUUGAUGAAGAAACAGGGGACAUUACUCAAAAUUAUAUAAAUUAUGGUACCACCAAGUCUUAUGGUGCCACAACACAGGCCAAUGGAGGUUGGCCCAGUGGUUGGGAAAAGAAAGAGGAAUUUGUACAAGGAGAAGUACAAGACUCAUAUAGUUAUAAGGACCGAGUUGAUUAUUCAUAACAAAACUAAUUACUGGAUUUAUUUUUAGUGUUUGUGAUUAAAUUCAUGUGAUUACACAAAAAAUUUAAAAACACGUGAUAUAAACAUGUAAACAUAUCAACCAGGCAAGACUUGCUGUUAAAAUGAAAACAAAACAAACCCAUGAGGUUACCAUCAAGUGCAAUCUGUAAAAUUGUGAAGUUCCAUCAUUUCCAUUCAAGUCAUCCAUUCUUGCAUUUGUGACUUAAAAGGUUGACUGGUCAAAAUUGUAGAAACAAGUAGUUACCCUUUGGAUUCAUAUGAGCUAAAACUCAUCACUAUUUAAUAAAGCACAACAUCUCAUCCUACAAAACUUAGGAAGCCAAAGCUACUUGAUCAUGCAAAACGCACUUACAUAUUUGUUACACUGUAUUGCAGGAUAGCAUACAGAAGUUGGCUGCAUCAGGUAGAGGCGACAUUUAUUAAGUGAAAAUCAGGGAGUUGGGAUAUGUCUCAAAGAAGUACAUUGUGAACUAUCAGCUGCAAAGUUGUACUGAAUAACUAUUUGAAUUGCAUAAUGUAAGAUAUUUUGUUAGUCCUCAAAAGGAGUAUCUUGCAGUCUUUUCUAUGAAAUGCUUGGCCACAAACACUUAUUUCUGUGAAAGAGAACAUGUAAAUUGAGGGGUAUGCUUCAUGUUCUUCCAUCCAUUUACCUAACAGUAUGAAACACUUCACAUUUCAAUAAAAUCAAACUUUUCAUGUAGCAUAUCACAUAACUUUUUUGCAAAAAAUAUAAAAAGAAAUAAACUUCAAUGUAUUUUUAUUACAACUUUGUACUGGUUGUAACUUGCAUUAGAAAAAAAAGAGAUAUAUACACCACAAAGAAUCUAAUAAGAAAUUUACUAUGGAAAUAUAGCCCUUAAAAUGCAAUAUUAAGAACAAAGAAAUAGAAAAUGGUUUAGAUAUCCUUCUUCCUUCAUGAUUAAAUACUAUAUGAAACUUGUGCCACAGAGCUAUAUAUAAUAUGAAAAGAUUAACUUCAUAGAGAUAUUGUAAGUAGGCAAUUUUAUUAUCUAAAGUCCUAUUAAGAAAUAUUUGUCUUAAAUAUAUAGGACAAUAAAUUAUAUUAAAAUGGUCUCUCUCUAUAUAUAUCUGUAUAUCUUAUACAUGUCCAUACACAGAAACAUAAUAAACAAUGUUCACACAAAACCAAAAAUAGCAUACACCUAAUGUUGGGUUAGGGAAUUGCAAUUUCUACUUUCAUAGAGUCAUAGAAUUUUAGGUGGGGAAGAGGCAUUUUGCUUGUCAUUUCUUAAUAUAACUCAACAAGAAUUGCAACAUUUGUGUACCAAGCAAUAAGUGCAAUGCAUACAAUUUCCUGUCUGUAUAUUACCUUCAUUUUGCUUGUAGUAGCCGUUUGGGUGGUUGGAAUGAUUUUUUUUUUCUUUUAAAAAAGCUAACAUCAGACCUCUUUAUAAUGUCCUAAAAUUAUGAUAAUGCAUUUCCCAAUUCAACUCAAAAUAUUAUUGGUGUAUUUUGUCUAUUCUGGAUAUUUGAUCUGUUCAUUGUAUUGUGCUAGUGACUGGAGGCCCUGCUACUGCAAAUAUAAAACAUGAAGUUUGUUUUAAAAAUGCAAAUCAUUCUUUACCUUAAGAAAAAAAAUACCCUUUGCUUUGUGCCUCAAAGUGAUGUAAUGUGAUCACAGCUUUUGUUGUGUUGAAUGAAAAUAUGUGGACUGUCAUUUUGUUGCAGCAAAAAAGUGUUAAUAAAAUGCUCUAUUUAUCCUUUCUUAAAAA